This is a messenger RNA of Caenorhabditis sp. 36 PRJEB53466, 5367 nucleotides long. Lineage: Eukaryota; Metazoa; Nematoda; Chromadorea; Rhabditida; Rhabditidae. The record is from the annotation of a GenBank genome assembly.
AUGCGGGAACAUCAGUUCGAGUACAAGACGUGGACCGAACUGAACAACUAUUCGAAACAAUGGAAAAAUGAGGUGAUUUUGCGGAGAAAACUCGAGAAAAACGGAAAUUUGUUGCAGCUGCGCACUCUACUGACACAGAAUUUCACAAAGAUCGGUCUGAUGAGACCGCAGCCGGAUCGACUUAGCUUGUUCGUUUUUUUAAUACGGAAAAACGACGGGGAAAAAACAUGAAAUUGCAGAUUCGCGAUAACGAACGCGCCGGGCGGGUCGACACAAACACUGUACACGGUGAAGAUUCCGCUGGAGUUGACGGCGAAGGCGACGGAAAACUCGGCCACUCUGGAAUUGCCGCUCAGGACCGCAUUCCGCACCGACCCCUUCAAUCGGUACUCUUGUGAAUUGAAAAAAGCUAUUUAUCGAAAGCAAUUGUUUUUGUUUACUGUUUCAAGAAAAAUAGAAACUGGAAACCCUGUCACGUUCCGUUGAUACAUCGCUACCAAUUUCGAACGAUUUUUUUGUUGUUGAAAAAUUCGCGGAGAAGACGGUUUUCAAAGAUUUUCAAAGACUGUCCAUUUUGGCAAAUUUUCUCUUUCUCGCAACUGUUUUUCAAAAAAUAUUGAAAAAGCGGCUUCAAAAUUGAUUCAAAGUCAACUUUUUUGCAGAUACUCGACGCCGUCGCCCGAAUUCUCGUUGUUAUGCGAACGGCAGCGGGCGCAAGUGGUGACGGGAGUGUCGGAUUACGAGAUGAAGAAUGGACAGAUCGUGCUUCUGGCCGGAGAUCAGAUAUUCCGGUACGCUCCCAUUUGAGACGGUUGUUCAAGUGCAGGGCUGGGCAAAAGGCCGGCCCAGGCUUUAGAAGGCUUUGAGGCCUGUACUUUUGACCCACUUGCAAUGAUUCUAUCGGGCUCAAACUUGAACCCAACAUACUUCAGUCCAAGUCCAAGAAGCCUGCAAAGUUUGGGCCCGAUCGAAUCAUUGCAAGUGGGUCAAAAGUACAGGCCUCACUUGAGGCCUGGGCCGGCCUUUUGCGUAGCCCUGUAAGAAUGCCAAGAAAAGAGUGAUUGCAGUUACGACCCGAUCAACGAGAUUGUGCACGCGAUCCGGGUGGGCGAGCCGGUGCGGCAGCCGUCGGAACCGAUGGACGUGAGCGAGGGGAAGGGCGGUGCGAAGGGCUGCUCGGCCGAGCACACGCCUUCCCCCGCGGCCGCCACCGCGCCGCUCUCCACCGACUCCAAGGACCCGCCGCCCGUCGAAUUCACCGGAAACUUUGUGUCCUCCGCCAAAAUCUGCCCCUCGGACAGCUCGUUUUUGGCCUAUGUUCUCAACAAACAGGUACACUUGUUUACAGUUUCAAAAUUGUUUUUUUGUUGGAAAAUUUGGUUGAAUAAUGUUGUUGCUGCAAACAAAUUCAAGCGACGCGGAUCGAUGUUUUCGGGCAAAAGAGAACCACGUUGUUUUUGCGACGUUCUCGUUACAAAACAACCUUUUUUCCCUCUUUUACAUCGCAUUUGUGUAAUCCCCAAGGAAAACGUUGAAAUUGUAGGUGUACGUGGAGCGCGACGGUCGGAUCAUCUACCGGACGAGUUCGAAUUCGAAGCACAUCACAAACGGAGUGCCGUCGUACAUUGUGCAGGAGGAACUCGAGCGGUUCGAGGGAAUCUGGUGGAGCGAGUCGCGGCGCCGUCUCCUCUAUGAGCACGUGAACGAGGAGGGCGUCGAGAGUGCGCAGUUCGGCGUGAACGGAGAACGGCCGACGCAGCCGAUGAAGUACCCGCAGGUGGGCUCGCCGAACGCCAUCAGCACCCUCAGGAUGAUUGUGAUCGAGGGCGACACUGUGUGGGACGUGCCCGUCAAGGAGGACGUCAUUUUCGACAACGCACCCUACUUUGAGUACAUUGUGCGCGCCGGAUUCUUCUCCGACGGAGAGACGUAAGACAUGGAUCUUUUCUUUUGUAAAGAUUCGAACAAGGCGAUUCUUUAUCCCAAUCAAUUUGGACAAUUCUGGAAACGCCUGAUUUUUCGCUAGUUUUGCCAAUCGUGAAAUACUGUUACAACAUUUUUUUGAGAUGUUCAAAUAUUAGCCGGUUAUGAUUCCGUUGAACUUUACUAUAGGGGCACCGGACAGAAAGGGCACGCACGCUGUCCGCAACCUGGCCGAAUUUCUAGGCCGCGAAGUAAGGAGUUUCUCAACAGAGCGCCAUUUCUGUGCGGUGCCCCUAUAAUAUCAAAAAAGUAAUACUUAUUCCAUAUUUGCAGUGUGUGGGUGCAGGUGAUGUCGCGCAAUCAGUCGGAAUGCUCUCUUCUGCUCAUUCCGAUGUCCGACUUUGAUUUGCCGCCGGAACUGGGCGGAAGGGCGCCGCCAGUCGGUUUGUUUUCCCCCCAAAUUGCGCCCUUUUUCAAUGAGUUUUUUUUUUCAAGUUCAAGACGGCAUCCAAUUGAGUACCGAUUUGAAUAUGGGCACGUGGAACGAGAACUCGCACGAGGAGACGAUGGAGAAGUGAGCCGCCUCUUGAAGCUUCCAAAAAACUUUAAUGUUUUGCAGACCGCCACGUGGAAAACUGUGCGAAACGGUGGUGAUCCACCGGGCUCGCAGUGAUUAUUGGAUUAAUGUGAGCACUUUUUCGAAAUUUUUAUGUUAUUAUAUUUUCCGAAUUUCCAGAGUCAUAACGCCAUUUAUCCGUUGAAAAUCGAAGAUGAAGAGCAGCCGCUCUACGAAUUCAUUUAUUGCCUUGAGCAGCCGAACGGAAGCUGUCUGGCGCUUAUUUCGGCCGAAUUGGACCAGACGUAACGCUCUAUUAUCAGUUUGCCGCGAAUUUCAAAGUUGAUUUUGCAGUGGCUAUUGUCGUCACACGGAAGAACGUCUUCUGAUGGCUCCGAACACGUCGAUUAAUAAAACGAUUGGAAUUGUGGUGGACGAGAGUCGGCAGCUCGUCUUUUACGUGGCAAACGAGAGCCAUCCGUGCGAGUGGAACAUGUACAUUUUUUGCCAUUUUUCUUCAUGAUUUUUACUCGAAAAUUACCUUAUUUUCGACAAGAAUUUGAUUAGAAAGCAAAGCAAUAGCUCAUAUAACGCUUUUUCUUUUCGCAGAUGCGUCUCGCACUACCGAUCGGGCGCCUACUCCAUUCUCACAGAGGCCGGCAUCUCGUACAAGUAAGCUUGCGAUUAUUGAACACUUUUUAACACUAAAAAAAGUGCGCAUGAAUCGAUUCAGACGUUUGUUUUCAAAGUUAUAAGCAUUUGCUGAAACUUUAUUUUUUUGCUUACACGAUUCAUUGUUUUCCUUUCGGGUUUCAAAAGAUUUCAGAAAUGAGUGGUGUGUGGCCUUUUUCAGAUGAAAAUUCAAAAUGCUCGAAGAAUUUCCGUUGCAUACAUACAAUGCAGUAUUUAUUAUUAUUAUUAUUCAAGUUCAGAAAAGGGCAGUACAUUAUUUGACAGAAUGCGAAAAUUCAUAAUUCUAUUGUGAAACUGAAAAUCCAGUGAAUAACGGACGAAAAGUUCUUGCAGAGCGGAAAGAGCGCAUCCGAAGCUGGCGCUCGACGUGGACCACGGAUUCGUGUGCUGGAUGAACUCGUGCGGGAGUCCGCCGCAAUGCCGAUUCUAUUCGUUCCGCUGGACCGACGGACAACCCCUCCCCACCGCCGUUUUCUGUGCAAAUGUACGUGUUUUACGAAGAGAUUUUUGAGCUUUUUUCAAAAAAUUUGUGAACAUUUUCGCGCACCGCGACUCGUUUGAUAAUCCUCUAGUUUACGAAAAAAAAACAGUAUGAAACAAGUUAAUUUCAUUUCAAUGGUUUUGCAGGUGGUCAUUUCGGGACUUCCGGCGCCAAAACGGCCGAAUAUCGAUGUUCCGGAGAUGAUAGAAUACACUUCCAGGCACGUUUUCCCCCCUCUUUUUGUUUUUCAUAAAAUUAUCUUUUGUUUUGCAGAAAAACGGGACUCGUGCACUACGGAAUGGUGAUUCGUCCAGAUGAUUUCGAUCCGUGCCGGAAGUAUCCCGUGUUUCAUUACGUGUACGGAGGACCCGGAAUACAGAUAGUCCACAACGACUUCUCGUACGUUUUUUUUAUCAUUGCUUAACUGAAAAACGGGACAGAAAGUUCGGAACAAUAUCUUGAAAUAUGAGAUCUCGGAAACGUAAAAUGUGACGGAUUCAGAUGGGUGCAAUGGAAGCGCUUCGCCGCCCUCGGCUACGUGGUCGUCAUGAUCGACAAUCGGGGAACGGCGAAUCGCGGCAUCGAGUUCGAGCGACACAUUCACAGACGGAUGGGAACGGUCGAGGUGGAGGACCAGGUGGAGGGACUGCAGAUGAUUGCCGAGAAGGCGCCCUUCAUGGACAUGAACAGAGUGAUCGUGCACGGAUGGAGUUACGGCGGCUACAUGGCACUACUCCUCCUCGCACACCAUCCCAAGGUACCAUUUUGGGGCAUUUUGAAACUUUUUUAAAGAAAGAAUUUGCAUAUAUAUAUAUAUAUAUAGAUUGAAAAACCAAUGUACUACUUUCUAUGACAUAGGGCAUCGACUGUAUAUGAUAUCUCAGCUACCUGUAAAGAUAUCAAAAAGUUGUCAAAUGUGCACAAUGCUUUAAUGAGCAUUUUAGUAGUUGACAUCUUUUCGAUACCUCCCCCGGCAGAUGAGAUACGUCGCUUUGAAUGAACAGUAUUGGGCUACCCUUCAAUUUUCUUUCAUUUAACGACUUCUAAUGGUUCCACCGAAUUUGAACCUUUUUUGUGCAACUGCAUGUUAUUGGAAUUUGUGCUAUAAGUUAUCGUUGUCUGAAUAGCUUGUGAAAUACUUGUGGUUUUGUUGAAACUGAAAUUUUUUCGUAGGAAAUUCCACAUCUCAAACUAUUUCUCUGGUAUUUGUGUAUUGUUUUUAACUUGCAGAUCUACCGCGCGGCGAUGGCGGGCGGCGCGGUCUCGGACUGGCGACUGUACGACACGGCCUACACGGAGAGGUAUCUGGGCUUUCCGGUCAUCGACCACGUGUACCACGCGGCGUCGGUGAUGCGCCACGUGGACAAACUGCCCGACGAGCCGAACCGUCUCUUCCUGAUCCACGGCCUCCUGGACGAGAACGUGCACUUUGCGCACACGACCAAACUCAUCGAGAAACUGAACACACAGCACAAGCCCUACGAGUUGUUGGUACGUCCUUAUUCAGCUGUUUGAGGAUAAGCUUUAUUCCAAAUCAAGUAUACUCAAAAUUGAAUUUGAGGUGUUCCCGCACGAGCGUCACGGCAUCCGCACCAACGACAAUUCGAUCGUUCUGGACACGCGGAUGAUGUACUUUGCGCAGAGAGCAGUGAUGGAAGCGCCGCCCGCGGAGCCCGUCUCCAACUCGGUCUCCUCGAUGACCGACGCCUUGUGA